Perca fluviatilis (European perch) is the source of this 1421-nucleotide messenger RNA. Its product is annotated as ninjurin-2-like. Gene Ontology annotation, biological process: cell adhesion; tissue regeneration. NCBI's taxonomy places the organism in Eukaryota, Metazoa, Chordata, Actinopteri, Perciformes, Percidae. The coding region runs from base 170 to 652 and encodes 160 amino acids. The record is from RefSeq and is a predicted model, not a curated record. Gene Ontology annotation, cellular component: membrane. The transcript is spliced from 4 exons.
GUUUGUCCCUCGGCUGUCCUCUCUUGCCUUGCCUGGUGCUUGGUGCCUGGCGUCCAGGGACAUUUCCUUUCAUAAAGACCACUGCCAUCCUUGCAUCAGCAUUUUCAUCGCUGUGGGGUAACACUCGAGUGUGUGUGUGCUUGGUUGCUUGCUCACUUCGGGCCUUAUUAUGCAGGGACUCGGGAAGACAGAGAGAGGGGAGCAGGGCCGAGACAUCGACCUGACGUCGCUGAGAUCCACCAUGCCAGCCAGCGGCCCUCUGCAGGGAGGUUCACCCUCUAAUCUGAACAUGAACCUGUAUGCCACGAAGAAGACAGCAGCUGAGGGCAUGUUGGACAUCGCUCUGUUCCUGGCUAACAUCACACACAUGAAGACCGUCAUUGAACAGGGAGCUGGAUACAGGUACUACGCUGCUGUCCUGACGCUCAUCUCUUUCUCCCUGGCUCUCCAGAUAGUGGCUGGAGUCCUGAUCAUCAUCAUUGCUCGUUUUGAGCUGACCCUCCUCCCCUCUUGUCAGCGGUUGUUAAACUUCCUGAACAAUCUGACCACGGGCAUCAUCUUCCUCACCCUCAUCGUCAACAUCAUCAAAGCCGCCUUCGGCACACAACGCAGCUGCUUCCUGCGAUGGCUGCUUCAGCGUUUCAUUCUAUGAAACACCCUCAGCAGACACAUUCACACACUGUACGUACACUCAGAACAUAAACGUGCAUGUUUAUCGUGCAUUGCUGUUUGCCACACUGUCAUUCUUGAUACAACCACCAGAUGGCUCUAGAGCACAGAUGCUGCUAAUCCUCCACACACACAGAGGCAGCUUUAAUCUGUACCCAUUCAUACACAGUUGCUAACCAAAUUGCAUUACUGUAGCGUGACCAGAGGUGUUGAACACCUUUGCACAUAAAUAUACUCACAUUCACACUGGAAGUUUGCUUCAGAAUUCAGAAUUCUGAAUGUGGAAGCAAAUGUCUACUGCUGGCAGCGUCAUCUGUUUGUGUCAAAUUGUCUUUGCAUUGACUUAUAUGUGCCUCAUUAAGACAACUGUGUUAGCUGUUAUUUCACCCACACAAUGGUUUGUCUCACCUUCAGCUCCUUAGGUUCAAAAUUAUUUUUUUCUGACAAAGCUAGAAAUAAGUGAGCAGUAAAAUGUCACUUCAGAAAAGUCUGCAACGAAGUAGCUUACUCUGAUUGGAACAGCUGGGAGUUCUUUGCUCCAGGGCAGUAUUACAGUAAAUUAUACUUAUUGAGUGAGGGUCAAAAUGUCAUAUAAACUAGACAGAGGCUGGAGGGCGCGUGUCUGAACUAUAUUGCUGUUUGUAUGGAUGCAUUACUGUAUGAUUGUAAGGGGUAAUUGUAAGUGUAUGUAGGCCUACAUGUGAAUAUGCAUGCAUCCAAUGAAUGGGUGUGUAUGGGUGGAUGUGUUUGAA